Molecule: messenger RNA, 381 nt
Organism: Diospyros lotus (date-plum)
Lineage: Eukaryota; Viridiplantae; Streptophyta; Magnoliopsida; Ericales; Ebenaceae
Product: antifungal protein ginkbilobin-like protein
Exons: 2
Coding region: 1-381 (126 amino acids)
Cellular component (GO): plasmodesma
Source: RefSeq, a predicted model, not a curated record
AUGUCAAACUUGUCGGAGAAAAAGAUCAACUUGGCAAAAGGGGAGAGCAAUCCUAACACCAACGUGUCGAGUGUUUUGUGCAACAAUGGUGUCUACUCCGAAGGCAACCCCUUCGCAACCAGUCUUGCCUAUGUUAUAGCGGAGCUAGAGGCUGUUACACCAACCAUUCGAGGUUACGAUUACCACAAUAUUUCUCCUUACCCCAAUGCCUUUGCCUAUGGCCAUGCCGCUUGCAACAAAAACCUCACGGCCUCCGACUGCGGCACCUGCCUUGGGGCUGCCAAGAUGGCCAUGUUCGGGGCCUGCAACAGCCGGAUCGGCGCUCGGUCCAUCCUCGUUGACUGCACCAUUAGAUAUGAACAAUACCCUUUUAGUGACUAA